This is a messenger RNA of Dovyalis caffra, 1110 nucleotides long. The record is from the annotation of a GenBank genome assembly. NCBI's taxonomy places the organism in Eukaryota, Viridiplantae, Streptophyta, Magnoliopsida, Malpighiales, Salicaceae.
AUGGGAAAGCAACAAAAGUCAUUAAGUAGCAAAGCAGUCCACUUUGUAUCUGAUCUCACCACUGUCAUCCUUAACCCUAUCUCUGAUAAACCCUCCAAGCAUCCCACCCCUCUUCCUCAUCCUGCUCCUGAGCAUGUCAGUGAGUCGAAAAGGAGUCAGCUAGAGUCCAUUGCUGAAGAGGAUAUGGGGCGCUUAGUCGAGGAACCUGAUACUUCUUCGUUCACUGCAUUCCUAUACUCCUUGUUAUCAUCCUCCGAGUCUGGAAAUAAUGAAAAACUGGAUGAGCAAAAUGAUAAUUCAGCACAAACAGGUGACCAGGUAUCCGAGAAUGUAGCGAAAGAGGGUAGCACAAAAAGGGGGUUACUUUCGAAGGGCAAACAAUCUCUUAGAGCUAUUUUCCAAGCUACACGAAUUGGUGGAUAUCGGAGUCAAGAACGCAAGGGCAAUUCAGACUUGAAAAUUGCUGAUGAGAAUGAUAAUGAUUUUGGUGGACUUGAGAUGAAGAGUAUGCUGAAGCAGAACCUGAAAGAGCCUGCUGCUUUGGGAGAUCUACCAGACAUAUCUGAACCUUCUUUGCUUCUUUCAGAGAAAACAAGAAGCACCCUUUAUGAUGCCCUUCCAGCACUUGUUCAAGGGAGGAAAUGGUUAUUGCUGUACAGUCCAGUAUGUGCACAUGGUCUCCAAGGAACUUUCUCACUAGAUACUUCUCGUGUUGUUGGAGAUCGCAAAGGGGUAGUAUUUGGUGGCUUGAUUGAAGCUCCCUUAAGGCCAACCAACAAGAAGUAUCAGGGAUCAAAUAGUACAUUUGUUUUCACAAAUGGACCUGGUCAUCCUGUUAUAUUUCGACCCACAGGUGCUAAUCGUUAUUUCACAUUGUGCUCCUCUGACUAUCUUGCAAUUGGUGGAGGUGGCCACUUUGCACUCUACUUGGACGGUGAUCUAUUAAAUGGAUCUAGUUCAGUCUCGGAAACCUACGGGAAUCCUUGUCUUGCGCACUCUGAAAACUUCGAAGUUAAGGAAGUUGAGUUGUGGGGCUUUGUAUAUGGUUCAAAGUAUGAGGAAAUACUUGCUUUGAGCAGAACUGAGGCUCCUGGAAUUUGUCGGUUUUAA